This is a messenger RNA of Periconia digitata, 672 nucleotides long. Lineage: Eukaryota; Fungi; Ascomycota; Dothideomycetes; Pleosporales; Periconiaceae. The record is from the annotation of a GenBank genome assembly.
AUGUCCCCGAUAAUAGUCACCGCGCGCAUCGUCUGCGUAAGCAAACAAGCCCGCGAAAGCGUUCUCUGUGCCUUCCACAAGAUCAUCGAAUUCACACAACCCAACGAACCAGAGGUGCUACGAUAUGUGGUAACACUACCUCUCGACGACACCACUGGGACAGUCUUGUACAUGAUCGAAGAAUACACUUCGGAUGCCGCCAGCGACGCUCAUAUUGCUACACAGCCCGUGCAGGAUCUUAUCCAACUCUUCACAGCCGGCGGAGUCCUCGCGCAGCCCCCAGAAGUCCACACUUGUCUUGUUGUGGGCAGUAAAACAUCGAGGCCUGUUCCCCAAGUUUCCGAGGAUCCUGCCAUCGUGCUCGCGCAUGUUGAGUAUAAGCCUCGUACGGUUUCGCAUGCUUUGAAGGGCUGGUUGAACGUUCUGGGCCAUGCGAAGAAUGAUGAAUACUGGACCAAAGGUUACACUUUAGGCAGAGAGAAAGAUGCAAACUUUGUGAGGACAGUCGAGAUGUACCAAAGUUGGGGAUUUCUGGAUAAUGUACACUUGAAGAGCGAUGCCGUUGCGAAAAACUACCUCGAAAAUGGAAAGGACAGGACAGGCGUGCAAGGCGCGGUGAGGGUCAAAGCAGUAGACGGGUAUCUAGGGAGAGAAAGACCACACAAGCUGUAA